Messenger RNA from Rotaria sp. Silwood2, 2865 nucleotides. NCBI's taxonomy places the organism in Eukaryota, Metazoa, Rotifera, Eurotatoria, Philodinida, Philodinidae. The record is from the annotation of a GenBank genome assembly.
AUGAUUGAUCCGCGCUUCGCUAAUGCUGGCGCCAUUCCUCUUGUACCUGGAUUUGGUGCACAGCAAGUGCCUAUGCAAUAUCAUCAUCAUCACCAUCAGCAUCGUCAUCAUCAUAAGAACAAAGGUCAAAAUGAUGCAUCACCAGUAAGCCGUGAUGAAUCAAUACAUAAAGUAGAUCAUGGUCAACAUCAUUUUUUACAGAACAAUGAGAUACCUCUCGGUGGUGGUUAUGGUGUCCCAUAUGGUGUCACUGGAUUUGGUGCUGGUGGUGCACCUGGUUUUCAGCAGCAACAACAAUAUGGUGCUGGCAAUUUUGGAUUUCCUAAUCAAUAUACAGGUGUUCAUUUUGGUCAAGGUCCCGUAGGUGGUGGUCCUGUAGGCCAGGGAAUACGACAACAUCGACGUCACAAUCGACAUCAUCGUCAUCAUACUGCCGAAGCAGUAAAUACUGCUGCUCAUGGUGAUCAAGGACAAGGAGCACCUGAACAAUUAAUUGGUCAACGUUCAUCAAGUGCAAUGAAUAACGAAAGACAUCAAACACGUUCACCAGUACCAUUAGUUGAAGGUGAAGUGGCCGGUGAACAAGGUGGUCCUCGUCGUCGCCAUCGUCGUCAUCAUCGUCAUCAUCAUGGUGAACAUGCUAUUUUUGGACAAGCACAUCAAUGGCGGCAAACUCAAGGUCAUACUGCAGUUGGCUCUGAUGGUUAUGGUCAUAUUAACGAGGAUUUGAUCUUUAUCGAACGUGGUGAUCAUAGUCCACAUCGACAAGAACCACCAGUUGGUUAUGAAUACAAAGGUAAAAUUGAAGUUCAAGGUAUUGAUAGAGAAAUUCGAUCACGAUCUCAUGGCCCAAGCACGGUUCUUGCACCGCCUGUUUCAAUAUCUCAAUCUAUUGCACCACCUAUGCCAAUAUCCCAACCUAUUGCACCAACUUCAAGCUUUGGUCCUUGUCCACCUGGAUGGAAACAAGUAAUUUUGACAGCUGCUCCUGGUGGACCGAAUCCGCCUGGUACAGUAUCAUACACAGGACAAACGAUAGGAGCUAUUGGUGGAACUCAAACAGGAAUGAGUAGUUUUGGUCCAGUUGGAUCGUUUGGAGUAGCUGGUUCAGGUGGUGUAUAUGGCAGUUCAGGAACAGGUGUUCCUUUUUCAUCUCAAUGUCAAUUAGUUGCUGAUUAUAUUUUUGCACCAAGUACUACUGGUGUCAGUACAUCAGGUGGAAGUGGUUUUACAAGUGGAUAUAAAAAACACACUAGUACUGGUAUUGUCGAACAAUUUCACGGUGAAAAAGUGACGGAACGUGUUUCUGGUCGUCCAACAAUUAUUGAAGUUUGGCAAAGACGAGCAAAAUCUGAAAAACGUGAAAAAUCACGUUCUAGAUCUCGAUCUCGGUCUCGGUCGCAUCACCGUUCACGAACUCCAACAACAGGUCCAUCAUUUGAUUUCGAGCGAUUCCGUAGUGAAAUUCUUUCAGCUAUCGAACGUAUAGUACCACGCGCAUCAUCAGGAUCUACUGAAAUACAAUGGACUGGACGUGACGGUGGUACACAAACUCAAAUUCAUCCAAGUACAGGAGGUGAAACUCGAAUAGAACAUGAAAAACGACACGAAACAGCUGGCGAAGUUCGAGUUAUUGUACAACCAAUUCAACCUGUCUUUUACAUGCCUCGGCAAACUAGUGGCACAAUAAAAACAGAAAUUGCACCUCAAAUUGGGCCUAUUCCAAGUAUUCAACAACCAACAACAACUAGUGCACCUAAUGUUGUUUAUGUUCCACGUAAUGUUUACGUACCUGUUAUUAAACCUGUUUUUGUUCCACGUGAACGUGUCAUUGUACGUCCUCAAGUAAUACAUGUUGCUCGACCUGUACUUGUUGAUCGUCCAGUACCCGUUACACAACGACCAAUUAUUAUAGAUCGUGAACGACCUAUUCCUGUACCAGUACGUAGUGGAGGCCAAGCAGAAGCACAAGCUGGUGGUUCAAAAGUUGUUCGAGAAGAAUAUGUUUAUCGAGAUAAUUUACCUGUUGCUUAUGGAGGUCGUUGUCCGGAAUUUGCUGGUGGUGUUAAUUAUGGUUAUAUGCCUACACAACAAGAGCAUCAAUAUGCAUCUAGUUCAACUCAUGAAGCAUCGAAUAUUUUUCAAAGACAACCACCAAUUAUUAAUGUAAAUGUUCCAAAUCAAUAUCAACGUAGUCAUUCGGCUUCUCAAUUUGAAGGGCAACCAGGCAUUUGUAAAACUUUUCAUGGAUCAUAUACGGAUUUAGCUGGAACAGGUGGCUCAUUUACUACUGGUAUUAAUAAUGAUUAUUUAGCUGCACAACAAGGACAACAAUAUGCAGCUGGUUCAACACAUGAAGCUGGAAAUAUCUAUCAAACAGAAGGUUCAGUUGUUAAUAUAAAUGUUCCAAAUCAAUAUCAACAUAGUCAAUCGGCUUCUCAUCUUGAAUUACAACAAGGUGGUCUUGGUAGUGGUAGUGGUCGUAGUUUUCAUGGUUCAUAUACGAAUUUAGUUGGAGCAAAUGCAGGUCUUAAUGUUGGUCAACAUAAUCAAGAUAUUCUUCGACAAACGUUCGAACAAACAGCUCAAAUUUCAGGUAUACCUCCUCAUGGUCCAACACAAAUCGAAGUGCUUGAUACAGCUGUUAAUCCUUGCUGGCAAAAAACGGAUCAAUCAACAUUAAUGCGUCGUUAUGGUCGUCCAGCAUUUGAAAUAGUUCAUAAAAGCGAAGAAGUUGAGCAACAAAUGUAUCAUGAACUUCGUCAACGAGCAAGUACAAGUGGUAUUGUAAGAUCGGCUUCAACAGCUAGUUAUGGAUCGGGUUCCGGUAUAGGUCUUAGUGGUAGUGGUAUUGGUCAAUAUUAA